CCCACAAUACAGAAAGCCCACCUUCCCUGAGCCUCUUAUACCCUCUCCUCCCCCAGUUCUCUCAUAAACCCUAGCCGCCGGUACCGUGCUGAAUCCUUCUCGCUUCGCCUCUUCUCCGCUCCGCUCCUCCGCCAUCAUCUGGGCUCACCCCUGCGCGUAGAUUCAAGAUGUAUCUCCAGUACUACAUCAACGAGAAGGGGGACAAGGUUUACACCACCAAGAAGGAGUCGCCUCUCGGCGUUGCGACGCAGUCUGCUCAUCCGGCUCGCUUCUCACCAGAUGACAAGUACUCUCGCCAGCGGUACCUGUUGAAGAAGAGAUUUGGACUACUGCCAACCCAGAAGCCAGCACCGAAGUACUGAAGUUUCAACUGUCCAACCAUGGAUGUUCAGGAGAAAAUCAUCUGUUUCACUGCUUGUUGGUUGGAAUGUAGAUUAGCUAUCUGAGAAAAGAAAUCAAACACUGCUAGGCGCUACCAUGGUAUUUCUCAGCACAUUCGGACGCUAUGUAAUGCUAUGCUAUUUACAGAUCGUGCUUCCUAUUGUUAUGUUACUCUUUCUGUC
Molecule: messenger RNA, 563 nt
Organism: Panicum hallii
Lineage: Eukaryota; Viridiplantae; Streptophyta; Magnoliopsida; Poales; Poaceae
Product: H/ACA ribonucleoprotein complex subunit 3-like protein
Exons: 4
Coding region: 168-362 (64 amino acids)
Biological process (GO): rRNA pseudouridine synthesis; positive regulation of telomerase RNA localization to Cajal body; snRNA pseudouridine synthesis
Cellular component (GO): box H/ACA telomerase RNP complex; box H/ACA snoRNP complex
Molecular function (GO): box H/ACA snoRNA binding; telomerase RNA binding
Source: RefSeq, a predicted model, not a curated record